Messenger RNA from Dioscorea cayenensis subsp. rotundata (Guinea yam), 659 nucleotides. RefSeq lists its product as uncharacterized. Lineage: Eukaryota; Viridiplantae; Streptophyta; Magnoliopsida; Dioscoreales; Dioscoreaceae. The record is from RefSeq and is a predicted model, not a curated record. The coding region runs from base 251 to 478 and encodes 75 amino acids. The transcript has a single exon.
UCAUUCUCUUCAGUUCUUCUCCAUUAUAUUUCUUUUCCACUCGUUAAAUCCCCAAUUUUGCUUUUCAAAACUCUCUCUCUCUCUCUCUCUCUCUCUCUCUCUCUAGAUAUAUAUAUCUUUUUUCUCAUAAACUUGAGAACUUUCUUUGAUUGGCUUUGUGAUUAUAUAAAUUCUAUUUGCAUACAAAAAGAAGUGAGUUUGUGAUUAUAUAAAUUCUAUUUGCAUACAAAAAGAAGUGAGUGAAAGGAAAAUGGGUUUUGUUGUGGUGAUAUCUUUGCCACUGAUCAUCUUUGCAAUCAUACUUGGUUUUGGAUGCUACUUCCUCGGAAGAGCCAAAGGCCGGCAAGACAUGCGCACCGGCGUCGGCGCUCAGGUUUACGGCUCUCCAACGCCGCCGCAGGGGAUCACCGGACCGGAACCUCACUCUUCUUCUACUGUCACUCAAAUUCAUACCAAGGAAGGUCCUGAUAAUGUUUGAGGCAUCAACAAGAGUAUUCACAAUAAUGUUCUUAGAGCUCUUUGUUAUCUAAUGUAUCCAGCUGAGCUUGUGAUUAUUCUGUUUGUGUGAUAAUAUUGAUAUUUGAGUUUGUAAAUUUUCAUAAUUUUAUUAUUGUUUAAUAUUGUUUGUGAUAAAUAUAAAUUUUAUAAUUUGGGUUCAA